GUGCCCGUCCGCGGCGGCGGCGGGGGGUUUGCGGCGUCGGUAGGUUCCAGAGUGAACGCCUCGCGGGCGCCCGGGCCCGGGCAGGGCCGCAUCCCCCGGGGUCGCCGCGCCCCGGGUCCCGCCCACCCAAGCUCGAGCCCGAGCCCGAGCCCGGUCCCAGCCGCGCCGGGACGCGCGUGGGCACGGGGGCGCGACCCGCCCGUGGGGCUCCGUGGGCCGGGCUCAGCCCGCGGGCGGCGGGAGCACGUGGCCGGGCAGGUGCCCGCUGGCGGCUGCUCCCCGGGCGGCCGGCGGGGCCGCACGCGGGUCCCCACGCGCGGGCGGGGCCGGCCCUGCCCUGACGCUCCUGUCGUGCCCCCGCGCCGGCCCAGGCAGCCAUGCCCGCCGAGAAGCCGCCGGCGGCAGACGAGCCGGCCCAGCCCAGGGGUCGGGGCGCCCGGGCGGACGGGCCCGGCCCCGAGGGGCGCAAGGGGCCGCCCGAGAAGAUGGGAGGCGGCGACAGCGGGCGGAAGCCCCCGCGGCCCCCCGCGCCCGCCAGCGAGUCGGAGAAGGACUCGGGCUUCUCAGAUGCCAGCUCCGAGUACCUGAGUACCCUGGACCAGACCGACACGGAGGAGUCGGCUGCCCGGCGCCUGCCCAAGCCUCCACGGCCGCGCCGGGCCCCAGGCUUCAGCCGCCCCUUCCCUAGCCUGGCCCCCAUCUACAUCGUCAAGAACAUGAUCCUCAAGCAGCCGCUGGGAGGCUCGCCUGGCCCCCGGCUCCUGGCCUGGAGCCACCCCCCGCUGGAUGCUGCGCAGAGCCAGGCCCGGCUCCUCUUCCUCCCACAGUCCAUGCCCACAGCAGCUCUCAAGCCCCUGCGGCCCGGCCGGAAGCCACCAGCCAAGGACACCUACUUGCCCAUCCUCAAAGCCUACCCCAAAAUCGCCCCCCACCCGGACCGUGGCCGGGAGAGCAAGGCGGGGCCUGCGCUGGCACCUGCAGCAGCGACCAGCAGCACCAGCCACAGCAAGACCAAGUGCUUGUGCCUGGAGGAGGCUUCGGUGCCACCCGUGCCUGACAGCAGCAGCCAGGAGCUGGCACCCUCAGCCAGCAGCCCACCGGCGCUGCCCCGGGACGUGGUGACUUCCUCCACAGAGUCGGCGGGCAGCCUUGCUGCUGUGGACCCUGCUGAGGGGAGGAUGCUGUCUCGUGCCUCCAAGAAACUGGGCCCGAGCCUGGGGAAGCAGCGGCGCUUCCACAACACGGUGGAGAUCCUGCGGCGCUCGGGGCUGUUGGGCAUCACGCUGCGGACCAAGGAGCUGCUGCGGCAGAACAGCAGCACGCAGCGGGAGAUCGCAGAGCUGCAGGAGCAUGCGCGCCUGCUGUGUCAGGCUGUGCAGGGCAAUGACGCCCAGGCCUGGGCCCGGCUCCAGGACGCCAUCAGCCUUUCGCCUGCCUAUGGGGCCAAGUGGGGCCGUGUGGGGCUCAGCAGCCCCGCUGCACUAGGGCCUGACUCCACGGCUGCUCCCACAGACUCACACCGGGAGCCCCCGCCCAGCUCAGCCCCAGGCCUGGCGCUGGCCCCGGACAUGGUGCCUGCACCCCUGCCUUAACCUGUGGCCACGCUCAGCAAAUAAACCUGUUCCAGCA
Messenger RNA from Alligator mississippiensis (American alligator), 1629 nucleotides. Its product is annotated as CLOCK-interacting pacemaker. Gene Ontology annotation, cellular component: nucleus. The coding region runs from base 378 to 1592 and encodes 404 amino acids. Gene Ontology annotation, biological process: negative regulation of circadian rhythm; negative regulation of DNA-templated transcription. The transcript has 3 exons. Lineage: Eukaryota; Metazoa; Chordata; Crocodylia; Alligatoridae. The record is from RefSeq and is a predicted model, not a curated record.